AUGACAUCCAUCCUAGGUUGGUUACCUCAGGACAAGUGUCACCGCAUCUUCACCAGAUCAUCGGAGGAAUUCAACAUCUCCAUGGAUUUGAACAACGACAUUUCAAAGAUUGCGACCUGCACGACUUGUCGAUUCGUUGAGGACAAGUCCAAUUACUGGACCGCCGUCAUGUUCUUCAAACACCCCAACGGUAGCUACAUCCGAGUCCCCCAAAUGGCAAACCACAACACUGGACCUGGUCUUCAAGACGGUGGAAUGACGGUGUACUACUUCCAGCCUCCCAACAACGCUAGAACCACCGCGUUCCGUCCUGGAUUCCGCAUGAUUGUCGGCGACCCUAUGAGGCGUAGCGCCGCUGGUAUUCCAUCGAACUCUCCUUCCUUGAAGGCGACCACGAUGCGUUGCUUCCAGGGCAACAGUCUCGGAAACGGUGUACCAGGUGACGCUCCUGAUAGCAUGGCGUUCCCGAACCAACCUUGUUCUGGCGGUAUUCGUUCCAAUUUGUACUUCCCCGGAUGCUGGGACGGGAAGACGCUCGAUCCUCCUGAUCACUCGAGCCACGUUGCUUGGCCCAACGGAGGAUUCUUUGGUACCAGCUGCCCUUCGUCCCACCCCGUUCGUCUUCCUUUGCUCUUCAUCGAGAUCGUCUGGGAUACCCGACCUUUCAACGAUCGAUCCCUUUGGCCCGCCUCUGGCCAACCCUUCCUCUGGAGUAUGGGUGACCCAACUGGAUACGGUCAACACGCUGACUACGUGUUCGGUUGGGAAGGCGAUUCACUCCAGCGAGCGAUGGAUACCUGCACGAAUGGGAAUGGCAUCCCCACCGACUGCAAGGUCUUAACCGUCCAAGGCACAGACGCGAUGAACAAAUGCAAGCAAUUCGCAAAGGUUCCCGAAGUGGUCGAAGGGACCUACCUCCGAGAACUUCCAGGCUGCAACCCUAUCCAGAGCGGGCCUUCCUCAGCCACUAUGAUCAGGGAGUGCAACGCGCCUUCCACUCUGACUAACAAGCCAGUCCAAACUAUCGCGAUGCCAAUCGUCACUCCUCCCUGGCCUGUGUGUGGAAACGGCCAGCUCGAACCCCGCUGUGACUCUGUACCUGUCACGCUGACCCAACCAGGCUCGAACCCGAAUAUCACGCCUAUUAUCAUCCCUCCUGGUCCGAGCCCCGCUCCUGGCCCUGGCCCUGGACCUGUUAACCCUGCUCCUCCUCCCGCUGGAGCGAUCCCCAAGUUCGGACAGGAUGGGGAAGUGACGCCUUCACUCUUCACAGUGGACUGGUUCAGGUAG
This is a messenger RNA of Coprinopsis cinerea okayama7#130, 1290 nucleotides long. RefSeq lists its product as hypothetical. NCBI's taxonomy places the organism in Eukaryota, Fungi, Basidiomycota, Agaricomycetes, Agaricales, Psathyrellaceae. The transcript is spliced from 8 exons. The record is from RefSeq and is a predicted model, not a curated record. The coding region runs from base 1 to 1290 and encodes 429 amino acids.